Molecule: messenger RNA, 2118 nt
Organism: Pistacia vera
Lineage: Eukaryota; Viridiplantae; Streptophyta; Magnoliopsida; Sapindales; Anacardiaceae
Product: beta-amylase 1, chloroplastic-like
Exons: 4
Coding region: 137-1894 (585 amino acids)
Biological process (GO): polysaccharide catabolic process
Molecular function (GO): beta-amylase activity
Source: RefSeq, a predicted model, not a curated record
GCGUUUGCAAAAUCUAAAACGCAAACUCUUUUGACACGAGAAGAAAUUUUUUUCUUAUUCAUUUUCAAAUUCAAAAUUCAAGCAAAAGCUACGUAACUUUUUCAGUUAUUUUCUUGGGAAAAUCCAGCAAGAACAAAUGGCUUUGAACAUGACACACCAGAUCGGAGCAUUGGCAGGGACUCCGAUUUCGUUGGAAGGAAGCCCCGUCUCCGGCGAUUCAACCAACGCGGUGAAUGCGUCAGCGGUUUGGAAAGCAGUUCCAACAAAUUUAUCUUGUAAAAUUUCAAAACCAGAUAUGAUGGACUCGGUAUCACCGCCCAUCAGUCCCUGUCGGUCACCGGUACUGAGCAACAUGCGCGCAGAUCUCUCUGUGGCGUGCCGCGCAUACGCGCCUGAGUCGACGGCGACGCCGGUGUCGGAGACGGACAGGGACUACGCUGAGCUGUACAAACAGGGAGGCGGUGCGAAGGGAAAGGAGAAGGGAGUACCGGUGUUCGUGAUGAUGCCGUUGGACAGCGUGACGAUGUCUAACGGCGUGAACAGACGGAAGGCGAUGGACGCUAGUUUGAGGGCGUUAAAGAGCGCGGGAGUGGAGGGAAUAAUGAUGGACGUGUGGUGGGGCCUGGUGGAGAGGGAGCAGCCCGGGCACUACAAUUGGGGUGGAUAUAACGAGUUGAUUGAAAUGGCUAAACGACAUGGACUCAAGGUUCAAGCUGUGAUGUCGUUUCAUCAAUGUGGCGGUAACGUCGGUGACUCUGUUACUAUCCCAUUACCCAACUGGGUUAGGGAGGAAAUGGACAAAGAUCAGGACCUUGCAUACACUGAUCAGUGGGGAAGAAGGAAUUAUGAAUAUGUUUCACUCGGCUGUGAUACUGUGCCAGCCCUUAAGGGUCGAACACCUGUCCAGUGUUAUGCUGAUUUCAUGCGUGCCUUCGGAGACAACUUCAAUCAGUAUCUUGGUGACACCAUUGUGGAAAUCCAAGUGGGAAUGGGUCCAGCAGGUGAGCUUCGUUACCCUUCAUAUCCAGAGAUGAAUGGAACAUGGAAAUUCCCUGGAAUUGGAGCCUUCCAAUGUUAUGACAAGUAUAUGCUCAGUAGCUUAAAAGCAGCGGCUGAAUCUGCGGGUAAGCCAGAAUGGGGUAGUACAGGCCCUACUGAUGCUGGACACUACAACAACUGGCCAGAAGAUACCCCUUUUUUCCGAAAAGAAGGUGGUGGUUGGAAUAGUGAGUAUGGUGAAUUUUUCCUCGGCUGGUAUUCACAGAUGCUCAUCGAACAUGGUGAGAGAAUUCUCUCAUCUGCCAAGUCAAUCUUUGAUAGGACAGGUGUAAAGAUUUCGGUGAAGGUUGCAGGAAUCCACUGGCACUAUGGAACCAGGUCCCAUGCCCCUGAACUCACAGCUGGAUAUUACAACACACGAUACCGUGAUGGUUACCUUCCUAUUGCCCAUAUGCUGGGACGCCAUGGUGCCAUAUUUAACUUCACUUGCAUUGAGAUGCGUGAUCAUGAACAACCACAAGAUGCCCUUUGUGCACCGGAGAAGCUUGUCAGGCAAGUGGCUUUAGCAACUCAGGCAGCACACGUUCCACUUGCUGGGGAAAAUGCAUUGCCUCGAUACGAUGAAUAUGCCCAUGAACAGAUCUUGCGAGCUUCAUCCUUGAAUAUUGAUGGCAACUCAGAAGCAGAUGCACAGAUGUGUGCAUUCACAUACUUAAGGAUGAACCCUGACUUGUUCCAACCCGAUAACUGGAGGCAGUUUGUGGGAUUCGUGAAGAAAAUGAAUGAAGGGAAGGAUGUUCACAGGUGCCGGGAACAGGUGGAACGGGAAGCCGAGCAUUUUGUGCAUGUGACCCAGCCUUUCGUUCAGGAGGCAGCCGUAGUUCUUAUGCAUUAACAAGUUAGUUAUAGCUCAUCUUAUUAUGUACACGUAAAAGGUCACAUCUGGCGUCGAGGCCUCUGCUAUGCUAUAGCUGUUUUUAUUAUGCUGUGGCUAUAUAAUUGUGCAAAUGUUCCAAUAGUGAAAAAUAUAAUUUAUGAUAUUGAAUUAUAUAUUAUACAUAAGAAUGUUUGUCAUUCUUUUUUGUGUUUCAAAAAUGAAAUGAUGUUGUUUAAUUUUAA